AUGGAUUCGUCGGCAGAAGAAAUUGUACAAGAGGUUCCGCUGAUACCCGUGUUUAGUCCGGCAUCCUACAAUCUACCACAGUUCAAAUUCGCUCAUCUCCCGCCAUCUGAGAUAAGAAAUGCUUGGAUUGGUUGGAUUCGAUGGUUCGAGAAUGUAAUGACUGCAACGAAUAUCAACGAUGGAAGAACUCGGAAAGCCCAAAUGCUGGCAAUGGGAGGGAUGGAGUUACAGAACGUUUUCUACGGCAUUCCCGGAGCUGACGUAGAUGACAACAAUGACAACCGUAACCCGUACGAGCAGGCAAAACAGAAGCUUUCUGAACACUUUUCUCCCAAACAACACGAGAGUUUUGAGCGAUUCCAGUUUUGGUCGAUGUCUCCAGCAGAUGACGAACCCAUCGAAAAAUUUCUGCUGAGGGUUCAGCAAAAGGCCGAUAAAUGUUUCUUUGGACGAAGCGAACAACAAUGCCGUCAAAUUGCAAUUAUGGACAAGGUUAUCCAAAAUUCUCCGGAGGAUCUUAAACGUAAACUUCUAGAAAAGGAACAUCUCAACCUAGAUGAUACCACAAAGAUCAUCAACGCACACCAGUCGAUUAAACAACAAGCGUCCCUGAUGAAAUCUGGAUCAAAAGUGGAUAUCAACCGCCUUGCUACUAAGCGGAGACACUCGCCAUAUAGAUCCGGACAGGAUUCCUACAUCAAGAGAUCAAGAACAGUGAGAAAUAUCGAAACUCAUGAGCGCGACGAAAUCAAAAAGGAGGAGCUGCCGGUCUACAACAUUGCUGAUGACGAUGAUGAAUUUAUUAAAUGUCGCGUAGGAGGAGUGGAAAUCGAAAUGCUUAUCGACUCUGGUUCUACGUACAACCUAAUUGAUGAUGCAAUCUGGGAACUCUUGAAGUUGAAAGAUGCCAGAUUCACAGCCGAGAGAGACGAUGACUCGAAGCGGUUUUUGGCGUAUGGGCGAUUACCACUGAAGCUGUUAACGGUGUUCGACGCCGUACUUGAAGUUAAAGACGGUGCCGAAACUAUCUCAACGGAGACGUCAUUCUACGUUAUUGAAGGUGGUCAACAACCGUUGCUGGGAAAAAUUACAGCAAGGAAAUUGGGACUUUUACAUGUCGGUCUGCCAAGUUCGUUUGGGAAGGAUGUCAACCUUGUAGAGAACACAAAAUUGUUUCCGAAAAUCAAGGAUUUUCAGUUGACAUUGCCGAUUGAUCGUUCUGUUUCCCCCGUCAUUCAACCUCUUCGCCGAUGUCCGAUUCCCAUUCUUGGUCGAGUGAAAUCCAAACUAGACGAAUUACUGGAGAUGGGAAUCAUCGAACGGGUAACAAAACCGAGUUCUUGGGUGUCACCUCUAGUACCUAUUAUAAAAGAUAAUGGAGACCUAAGAUUGUGCGUCGACAUGCGGCGAGCAAAUCAAGCAAUUCAGCGAUUGAAUCAUCCUUUGCCCGUGUUUGACGAUCUGUUACCCAGAUUCAGUGGUGCGAAGUACUUCACCACGUUAGAUAUCAAGCAGGCGUUUCAUCAGGUUGAACUAGUGGAAGAAAGUCGAGAUAUCACCACUUUCAUAACAAACUGGGGUCUAUAUCGCUACACUCGUCUGUUGUUCGGUGUGAAUUACGCUCCAGAGUUUUUCCAAAACCUAAUGGAGAGCAUACUAGCGCAAUGCCCCAAUACAGUGGUUUUCAUUGACGAUAUUUUGAUGUGGGGAGCGACAGAAGAGGAACAUGAUAAAGCGGUGAAACAUACACUGGACGUUCUCAAUAAAUAUGGACUAUCCCUCAACGUCAGUAAAUGUAAAUUUAAGCAGCAGGAGCCCUCGUUCACGCAGAUGCUGUACUGUAUGACGACCGUGGUGACUGGUCGAAAGUCGAUGUGA
Aedes albopictus (Asian tiger mosquito) is the source of this 1878-nucleotide messenger RNA. RefSeq lists its product as uncharacterized. NCBI's taxonomy places the organism in Eukaryota, Metazoa, Arthropoda, Insecta, Diptera, Culicidae. Gene Ontology annotation, biological process: proteolysis. Bases 1 to 1878 code for a protein of 625 amino acids. The transcript is spliced from 3 exons. Gene Ontology annotation, molecular function: aspartic-type endopeptidase activity. The record is from RefSeq and is a predicted model, not a curated record.